This is a messenger RNA of Galendromus occidentalis (western predatory mite), 1533 nucleotides long. RefSeq lists its product as uncharacterized. The record is from RefSeq and is a predicted model, not a curated record. Lineage: Eukaryota; Metazoa; Arthropoda; Arachnida; Mesostigmata; Phytoseiidae. Bases 1 to 1482 code for a protein of 493 amino acids. The transcript has 3 exons.
AUGAGACCAACAACGUGGGCGUUCAGCGCCACUGUCGUGCUCGGUGUCUUACUUCCAGCGGCGGUCACUAACGCAGCCCCCUCGGUGGCCGCUGAAAGAGCGCUUAAUGGAACAACGAUCAUCGCCGGCCAGGCAGCGCGGGCCGAUGCUCCUUCAACUUUGCCGGCGACAACGGCUAACCCCGGGAAGUCCGUCACGUCAAGUCAAUCUUCCGUGAAGAGCAGCGUCUCCCCCUUGGAGCCGCGGCUAGAAAUCGGGCACUCGGCGGAAAAGGCUCGCGAAGAGCUCGGGGCGACUUCCAUGCCCGAACAAAAGUUCUCCGAAGUCAAUGUCGAGGAGAACAUGGUAAUGAGUGACCAGGAGGCUAACCGUUUGAAACCGAAUCACAGGAAGGUUGUACAGCAACAGCACCGAGAGAACGUCGAGAAAGUUAUCGGUGAGGCUCAAUUCGAUUUCGAGCAUUACAUCGUUCCAUCAUUGUUCGGUGCUCCUGAGGACAAUUCGAAAUCCGAGCGUGUGGAUCAAGCAGCACCUCGAGUGCCUCUACCGGUUCUGGAAGUUCCCGAUGCUUCGGCACUUCGGAAAAUUUUGGAGUUCCUGGGCUUGGACGAAAUCCUCGUGGAGCAGCCUUUGCAGGAGAGUGACAGACCGGUGAAAGGAAGCCUUCAGAGGGACGGGGGCGGCGACGACGAAAUGCUCAUCGUGAAAAGCGUCAAAGUCAACGUGAGAAAGACUUUCACCCAAAUUCAAAACUUCCAGCUUGGUCUUCCGACACCGUACCAGUUCGCGUAUCGAGUGGAUACGACAGAGGGAUCUCACGGUCAUGCCGAAGUGUCUGAUGGGAAUGGUCGCGUCGAAGGAUUCUACGUGAUUAACUUAGGCGACGGACGGAUCAGAACGGUGAAGUAUUAUGCCGACGAGACGGGAUUUCAUCCUACGGUCGAGAGCAACGAGCCCGGCGUCGCAUCGAGCGCUCCAGCCGACGCACCCUUCUCGGUGUUCGCUCUAGAUGAACGAGGCGCGGCAACACGUAAACCCAUUCCGGCCGAAGCUCCCGUGGCACUUCCAAGUCCGGUCCCGAUUCCGAAUCGAGUCACCGAGCCGGCACCUGUUCCCGCAUCGAUCCCGCAACCAGAAGCCCUUCCCGUCGCGGUACCUCCGCCCGAAGCUCAGCUCGUUUCAAUUGCAGCACCCGCAGCGGCAUCCGUAGCCGAAGCGUCGGUCGAAGCGCCGCGUUCAGAGCUCGCUCCAGUUGUUGUGUCGGCCCCCGUAGCCGCUUCUGCUGCUGGAAUCGCCUCAGCUGAAGCCCUCCCAGCUAAAACAGCCUUGGAAAAGCCUGCCUCUUCGGACAUCCCGAAAGUCUCCGAUCUACCGGCAGCAGGAUCUGCGCUGAGCGAGCGAAGAAUAUUCGGGUCAGGAGAUUCGGGGGAAUUCUCGGACGAAACUUCCGCGGAUUCAACAACGUCCUGGGAGGAAUGUUAGAUCGUGUGAGGAGCUCUCAAAUCAUAAUUUAAGCAAAGCUGUACAUAAAUA